Messenger RNA from Leptosomus discolor (cuckoo roller), 356 nucleotides. The record is from RefSeq and is a predicted model, not a curated record. NCBI's taxonomy places the organism in Eukaryota, Metazoa, Chordata, Aves, Leptosomiformes, Leptosomidae.
GAGAGAACACUGUGCGCACCAUCGCCAUGGAUGGGACGGAAGGCCUGGUGAGAGGACAGAAAGUGCUGGACUCCGGUGCACCCAUCCGCAUCCCCGUCGGCCCCGAGACCCUGGGCAGGAUUAUGAACGUCAUCGGGGAACCCAUCGACGAGAGGGGCCCCAUCACGACAAAACAGUUUGCUGCUAUCCACGCCGAAGCCCCCGAGUUCGUGGAGAUGAGCGUUGAGCAGGAGAUCCUGGUGACGGGCAUCAAGGUCGUGGACCUGCUGGCUCCUUAUGCCAAGGGCGGCAAGAUCGGUUUGUUUGGAGGCGCUGGCGUCGGCAAGACGGUGCUGAUCAUGGAGCUGAUCAACAAC